AUGACAGAUAAGAAUGAAUGGGUUAUAUUUAUCAAAAACAUUCCGUAUGAUAUCAAUGAAAAUGGACUAUCCGAAUGGUGUAUGUCAUUUGGUCCAGUGAAGGAAUGCUCGUUAAAACGUGAUAGAUUUGGCCAUUCACGCGGCUUUGCCUUCGUUUCGUUCGCAAAUAUUGAUGGUUAUAGUAAUAUAUUAUCAUCUGGUCCGCAUUCCUGUCUAGGCCGACCGUUAAUAGUCAAAUCAGCAAAUGAGCAAAAGAGUUCGAACGAUUCGCCAUCCUAUGCUUCGGAUCAACAAUCACAAGCAACAUCGUUCCUGUCGACUAAUGAUAACUUUAGCUCGACUACGGUCGACAAUGGUGUCGCAUUUGAUGAUGAAAAUCAGAAUCAUCUAGCAAAUCUACGCGAUGAAUUGGAAGCGAAUCUUGAAUGUCUUCAAAUUGCACAUGAUCAUGAAGUGAAAAUUCUCAGUGAAAAACUUGCGAAGGAAAAGAAGCUUUAUCAAGAUGCUCUUGAGUCGUACAAAGACGUUGAAGAAAACUUGACAAAAGUUCGAGAGGAUAAUAUUCGAAUACGCACAUCCUUAAUCAAAAAUGUCAUGCAAACAUUCAAUAUUCGACGGAAUUUAGCUCGUCAAAUCAAAGAACAGAUAAACAAUUGUAGUCAAAUCGAAGGACAAUGUGACACACUUCGACAACAAACGACUUAA
Messenger RNA from Adineta ricciae, 705 nucleotides. The record is from the annotation of a GenBank genome assembly. NCBI's taxonomy places the organism in Eukaryota, Metazoa, Rotifera, Eurotatoria, Adinetida, Adinetidae.